GAGAGAGAGAGAGAGAGGAGCGUUCAGUCUGCCGGACAGUUCAGAGUGUCGGCGCACGCAGUGAGGAUUUUCUCUCCGGUAUACGGAUCAUUAAAGUAGGCUAACCAUUCUUCAACAUCAUGGCUCAGGCGAAAAUCCACGCGAAAAUGACCGACGGUCCGUGCAAGUUCAGCAGGACGAUGUCCAUGGCUGAUCGCUCCGGACGCCUCCUGGAAAAUUUGGAUCAGCUGGAAAUGAGGGUGGAGGCUUUGCGUGAAACAGCAUCGGCCAUGGAGCAGGAACGAGAGUGCAUCCUGGAAAUGCUUCAGUCCAUACAGAACAGUCAAGAAAUGCGCAACAUCUGUGCCGGAGAGAGGGAAGAGUUAGAUUUAACUGCAGACCGUCUGAUGGGCCGCACGCUGUCUGUGGAGAUCUCUGUGGGCACCAUCAGAAACUCCCAGCAGGAGGAGGCGCUGCGCAAUGCCACAUCUAUUAUCGAUGAGAUGGCGAAAAAGUUACUGGACGACAUGGCGAGCGGGCGCCAGCGGCUGCUGGCCCUGCUUGCCGCCUGUGUGACCGAGGCCCCGCCUGUUGCCAUCGACCAGAAGUUCCAGGCCGUAGUGAUCAGCUGCGCUCUGGAGGAUCAGAAGAAGAUCAAGAGGAGGCUCGAGACUCUAGUGAGGAACGUUGAGAAUGCUGAAAAGAACAUCAAGAUAAUGGAUAACCAGAAGCUGGACGACCCAAAAGCCAAUGGAUGUCAAUAAGACUUGUCACCUAAACAUAAAACUUGUCUUUAAUGCCAAUAAUCUCUUGAAGUACUUUUUUAACCCUUUAUUAACUUUGCGAGGCAGUAAAUGAUCCCUUAUUUAAUGUGAUAAUGAAGCUUAGGGCCAAAAUACAGGAAAGCCUAACAAUCCCCAUCAAUCACCCUGAAGGAAUAACAUUUUUUUUCUGAAAUCGUCAAGUUAUACCUUCAAAUUAUUGUCAGCCUUUUACAAUAUUCUGCUUCAUAUAUAGAACACACAAUGGGGUUUCACAUGUUGCACACAAAAGUGCACAAUUGAUCCAUCCAUUGCAAUGAUUCCAAUGUUAAAGAGUAUGUUUCUCUUGUUUCUCACAGUUUAAAUCAAACACUUCACUUGGUAAGGAUUUGAGAUGUGCACACACUCACUACCUCUUUGUGUGGAGGCUACACACGUCACAUUAAGCUGUGGAGUUUAGUUUGUAUUUGCACUGAGCGGUUUUACUGUCGGAUAAUGUGUAAAAAAAAUAAAAAUAAAAGUGAAUAAAAACACUCUUUCUAAUCAA
This is a messenger RNA of Labrus mixtus (cuckoo wrasse), 1287 nucleotides long. It is a transcript of the gene bag2, whose product is annotated as BCL2 associated athanogene 2. Gene Ontology annotation, molecular function: adenyl-nucleotide exchange factor activity; protein-folding chaperone binding. The record is from RefSeq and is a predicted model, not a curated record. The coding region runs from base 120 to 743 and encodes 207 amino acids. Gene Ontology annotation, biological process: protein stabilization. The transcript has 3 exons. Lineage: Eukaryota; Metazoa; Chordata; Actinopteri; Labriformes; Labridae.